Messenger RNA from Podarcis lilfordi (Lilford's wall lizard), 9236 nucleotides. NCBI's taxonomy places the organism in Eukaryota, Metazoa, Chordata, Lepidosauria, Squamata, Lacertidae. The record is from the annotation of a GenBank genome assembly.
AUGUACAACGAGAGCAGCCUGCAGGUUGUGAUGGAUUACGUCGGCGACAACGACACGUUGCCCGAGUACCCUCUGCACCUCUUCCCCGCGCCUCUCCUCACCGGCGUCACCGUCACCUGUGUGCUCCUCUUUGUGGUUGGGAUCCUGGGCAACAUGAUGACGAUGCUGGUGGUCUCGAGGUUCCGGGACAUGCGGACCACCACCAACCUGUACCUGUCGAGCAUGGCUUUCUCGGACCUCCUGAUCUUUCUCUGCAUGCCCCUGGACCUCUUCCGCCUCUGGCAGUACCGGCCCUGGAACCUCGGCGACCUCCUGUGCAAGCUCUUCCAGUUUGUCAGCGAGAGCUGCACGUACUCCACCAUCCUCAACAUCACGGCUCUGAGCGUGGAGAGGUAUUUGGCUGUCUGCUUCCCGCUCUGGGCCAAGGUGGUCAUCACCAAGGGCAAAGUCAAGCUGGUCAUCCUGGUGCUGUGGGCUGUAUCCUUUGCCAGCGCCGGGCCCAUCUUCGUCUUGGUCGGGGUCGAGCAUGAGAACGGGACCAACCCAUCGGAAACCAACGAGUGCCGGGCCACGGAGUACGCCAUCCAGUCGGGGCUGCUGACCAUCAUGGUGUGGACCUCGAGCGUCUUCUUCUUCCUGCCCGUGUUCUGCCUGACCGUCCUCUACAGCCUCAUUGUGAGGAAGCUCUGGAGGAGGAAGAAGAAGGACAUCGGGCCCAAGACAUCCAUCCGGGACAAGUACAACCGUCAGACGGUGAAAAUGCUAGGUAAGGGUAUCUUGGUUCCGUUUCUGACAUGGUGUGUCCCUGUAGACCAGAGUUGGCCAAACUUGGGUCUCCAGCUAGGACUACGAUUCCCAUCACCCCAUCUAGCUAGGGAUGAUGGGAGUUGUAGUCCUAGCUGGAGGCCCAAGUUUGGGAAACCCUGCUGCUGUAGACUCGAGAUGUGAAAUUUUGGACCAGCUAUAAGGGGUGAUAUCGAGGGUCAGUCACGCUCAUGAUAACUUAAGUCUGUUGAUGUCACUGGGGCCACAUUCACGCUGCGCAUUUAAAGCACUGUCAUCCCACUUUACACAGUCAAAUGUUUUUUUGGGCGGGGGGAUAUAGUUUGUUCAGGGUGCUGAGAGUUGUUGGAGACCCCUGUUUCCCUCCCAGAGCUACGAUUCCUAGAGUGGCUUAACAAUCAAUCCCUCUUCCCAGGGAACUCUGGGAACUGUAGCUCUGCAAGGGGAAUAGGGGGGUUUCCUAACAACUCUCAGCACCCUUAGCAAACUACAGCUCCCAGAAUUCUUUGCGGGAUAGCCAUGACUUUUUAAAGUGGCAUCAUAGUGCUUUGAACAGAUGGUGCGAAUGUAGCUUCCGUCUACUCUGAAUAUGACUUAGUUGGAAUUAUUGUGUUUAUAUUUUAAUUGCCUUCCACACGUAUCUCGAGGCAAUGUUUAGAAUGCAGCUAAAGCAGCUAAAACACUUUAAGACAACGUAGAAAAUAGCGGCAGAUUUUUAUUUCUUUAAUGAAAAAUCCAUUAGACACCCGUGGCAGAAACUCACUCAUCCAGCUGGGCAGGCUUGUCAGAACAAAAAACAUCUUCAAUGGUUUCUGGAAAGUGCAAAUAGCAGGCAUCUGUCGUAUCGCAAAAGGAGCAAGGUUCUGCAGAACAGGGGCAGCAACACUAAAAGCCCUGCUCUGGGUCGCAUGAACACAUGUAAAAGGGCUGAUUGGGAAGACAUCUUUGGCACCCCUUCCAUGCAUUCAAGGGGUAGAGUUUGCACAGAACCAGCACAUGCAUAACUGAACACACAUAGGCUCCUGUGUGCAUGGUCUGGUCCCUUGGAAAAUGGAGCCUUACAGAUUGCACAUGCAGGAGCCUUCAUGUGCACACAUGUUCAGGUGUGUGCUUGCAGGCUUGGUGCAAAUGGCAUAGAAUGCAUGGAUCAGCUCCUCCUGUACGUCAAUUUGUACUCAAAUGGAGGAGCAAAACUAGGACUGAAGCUCCUGAGUGUAUGAAAAUUCUAUUAUUAAUUAUGAUAAUAGCCUCUGAGCCUCUGCAGUGUAUAUUUCUCUCACUACUCCCAGGCAUAAUAAGUAUGUGAAAGGAUCCCUCCUGGAUUCUGAUCAAAGGUCUAUCAGUUUCACAACUGGACAGGGAAGUCCAGAAGUGGCACAUGUGGGCAAUACCAGUGGCGUUGUGGUGAAAUUCAAAGCGCAUGGCAUCCCACAGCGUGUAAAGCAAGCAGAAGUAGCCAGUGUGGAAUCCAGAUAUUUGCUGGACUCCAACUCCCAUCAGCCCCAGCAGCCAUGGCCAACGGCAAGAGAAGAUGGGAGUUGUAGUCCAACAAUAUCUGGAGGACACCAUGCUGGGCACCUCAGUUGUAUUGGCUAGAUUGUUGGACUUGAAGAACAAAGGAACCUACAAUAUACCAAGUCAGACCAUUGGGCCGUCUACACUGACUGACACCAGCUCUCUGAGGGUUUAGACAGGAAGUCCCUCCCAUCUCUACCUGGAGAUGCUGGGUCUUGAACCUUGGACCUUCCAUUGCAAAGCAGAUGCCCCAGCACUGGGCUGCAGCACCAAUGUCUACUUUGCUAGUGAAGACCUGGGUGUGUAUCCCUGAUCAGUCGUGGCGUUCUCUGGGUGCCGUGAGCCUGUCACUGUGUGAGCUGAGCCUCCCUCGGAUCACGUGCCAGGACGGGCACAAGCUUACAGUGCAGGCACAUACUGCUCCAACAGAUUAGAGAUUCCUCCUCUGUCGCAACACUGGCAAUGGCCCAUCCAUUCUAUGCAUCUCCCGCAACUGGUAUUCAGUGAGAUCAAUGUGUCUUCAGGAGACGGCAGAGUGCCAAUACUGAUGGGACCUCUUGGGACCAAGUAAGAAGGUCCAUAUGGUUUCCUUUCCUGAAAAUCUUUCCUUCCUUCCUUCCUUCCUUCCUUCCUUCCUUCUUUCCGAAGUUAACCACUGGACAGUUCUUAUUUGAAGUUUUUAAUUCACCUUGGCAUUAGGGGUUAUUCUUGGAACCAUUUUUAUCAUUGGAGGCCCAGGUGGCCUCUGUGGCAAGGACUGACAACAACAACAACAACAUUUAUACCCUGCCCAUCUGGCUGGGCUUCCCCAGCCGCUCUGGGUGGCUCCCAACAGAAUAUUAAAAACAUGAUAAAACAUCAAACAUUACAAACUUCCCUAAACAGGGCUGCCUUCAGUUGUUUAUUUCCUUGACAUCUGAUGGGAGGUUGUUCCACAGGGCGGGCGCCACUACCGAGAAGGCCCUCUGCCUGGUUCUCACUUUUUGCAGUGAGGGAACCGCCAGAAGGCCCUCGGCGCUGGACCUCAGUGUCCGGGCAGAACAAUGGGGGUGGAGACGCUCCUUCUGGUAUACUGGGCCGAGGCCGUUUAGGGCUUUAAAGGUCAGCACCAACACUUUGAAUUGUGCUCGGAAACGUACUGGGAGCCAAUGUAGGUCUUUCAGGACCGGUGGUAUAUGGUCUUGGUGGCCACUCCCAGUCACCAGUCACCUAUCAUCAGCUUCGGCUGGUUAAGUUGACUACACCUUUUAUAUUUUAGUUAUUGCAUUCAUAUCCCAAUUUUCUCCAAGGAGGUCAAGGUUGUGUUCAUGGUUCCUCCCCCACAACAACCCUGUGAGGUAGGUUAGAAGAGAAGAAGAGUUUGGAUUUGAUAUCCCGCUUUAUCACUACCCGAAGGAGUCUCAAAGCGGCUAACAUUCUCCUUUCCCUUCCUCCCCCACAACAAACACUCUGUGAGGUGAGUGGGGCUGAGAGACUUCAGAGAAGUGUGACUAGCCCAAGGUCACCCAGCAGAUGCAUGUGGAGGAGCGGAGACGCGAACUCAGUUCACCAGAUUACGAGUCUAUCGUUCUUAACCACUACACCACACUGGUUAGGUAGAGAAGCAGUGACUGGUCCAAGGUCACUUAGUGCAUUUCAUAGCCAAGUGGGAAUAUGAACUCUGGUCUGGUCUAGAAGGCUCUUCCUGUGUCCUUCUGCUCUCUUAGGUUAUUGUAAUGCAUGCAUUAUCAAUUAAAUGCCCGGCAUGUGGCCCCUUUAUGAGAAACGUUCAUGACCCUGGAGGCCAGCUCCUAGAGAGAGCUAUCUCGGAGUUGGGUCCUAGCUGGCAAAGUUUAUUUCUACUCUGCGCGGGCUCCAAGGCUUCAUCAAGAAUCGAGUCUGUUAAACCAUUAACUCGGUUUGUAGUGGAUUUCUACUUGAACAGCUGAGGACAGAACAGUUAUGAGGACAGAGAGAUCUGACUCAGCUUCACAUGCCUGAUGCACUUAUGCAUAGAAAUUCACUAAUGAAUGCACACAGAGAUCCUCUGAAAGGCCACAUAUAAAUAUUUUAAAUAAACGUAAUACAAAGAACUCUGGAUCCAGGCACCCGUAACCAACACAGAAACUACUUAUACCAAACUUUAUCAAUAAGUGUUUGUGUUAGGGGUAUAUUUGUGUGGGGCUUCUCAUAAUAAAAUGCACCCUCUCCAAUAUUGCCUCCUUUUUUUCUGUUCUAAACAAAAACACCCUAAACGUGUAAAGUUACUAUUAAAAGUGCUAAAUAUACAUGGCCCUUGCCAAAUUCGGUCACCUCAGGCAACUGUCAUUACAGAAUUCAUUCCACAAACUGUUGUUUUUAAACUGCGUAAUCCUAGGCAUAUCUAAUCAGAUCUAACCAGUGUUAGAAACAGAGAUAUGAAAACUAGGAGUUGAAUGGCACCUUAAAUUAUUAUGGGCGCAACAAUGGAAUGUCUGGGCACACUUUUUUUAUAACAAGAAUUCAAAGCUGAAAAUGAAUGAACUGCAGGUAAAAUAUUACGUUCACUUUUCACCUGGUCUAGUCCUUCCUCUGCCCACCUCCUAAUAUUCUUCAGAGGGUCUCUUCUCCAGUCUUCAGAGAGUAGCUGGAAACUGGGUCCUCCUUUCCUUCCACUCUGCAGUUUUAAUCUGAAAUCUUAGGUGCAGAGCUCAGAAACUAAUGAAAUCCUGUCGCAAAAUGCGCCUAGAACAAUGGGAGUUUCGAACAUCAUUGAGUUCACUGAGACUUUACUCCCAGGGAAGCGUUAGAGGCUGGCAGUCUAGAAAAAAGCCUAAUAAUCACUGCAGUCAUGCCUGCACACUUGACAGAGUCAUUUGAUUCUGCGUAGAGGAAAUUAAACUGACACAGGCGAUGCAAAGGAAGAUUUCUUUUAUAAUUUCAUUUUUAUUAAUGUCUUCUACUUGCCAUAAAUUGCUACAGAGUGGCCUAUGUUUGUUCUGUUAAAUUAAAUCUGGGCAAGUAGUUCUGUAACCCUAGACACACUUCUCUGGAACUGUGUGUAAGCCCCACUGACCUGCAAGGGAUUUACUUCUGAGUAGACAUGCAGAGGUUUGCACUGUGGAAAAACUGUAUGAUUUAUCAUCAUAAGAACUGGGCAGAGGGGUCUUCAGGAUUGCAAGAUUACCACACUUUUCUGUGUAUAAGACUAGCUUUUUUAAAAAAAACUAAAAAAAGAAUGUUAAAAAGGGAGGGGGUAGUCUUAUACAUGGGGGCAAUCUCCCCCCAUUUUCUUAAUUUUGAGUCCCCCAAAACAGGGGUCAUCGUGAUAUACACAGAAAAAUACAGUAAAUACCUUUGAUGGAGGGGAGGUUUGUGUGUUAUGUUUUGACUCUGGGAUUUAAAAGAAAAUCUGGACAGAACCCCUUUCUCUAGUAACAACAGUCCCACUGUCCAAGGUCUUAGUACUGUUCCUAGUUAUUUCUUAGCUAUAAAGAAUUGAACAUUGAAGAGAGAAAUGAAUAUACGGCAGAAUAUUUUGCCCGCAAUUUAGGUAACAUUGCCUAAUCCAAAGCUUCUAGGCAAAUGCAAGUCCCCAUGAAUUUUGGCUCCAAUUAACAGCAUGUGGAUGGACUCAGGUGUUCGUCUGGCUGUGUUUAGUGGGUCUUAUUUGCGGGGAAGUGUGCAUCAGAUUGCAGCCCAAACCUUACUUUAUGGCAGGGAACCUGUGGCUCCCCAGAUGUUGUGGGACCCACCCACCCCUAGCCAGGGGAGCCUGUAGCUGCAGUCCCGAAAUCUGGACCGCCACAGCUUCCUCACCCCUGUAUAGGGUUUAUUUCUAUACUACUAAGUCAUAUAAAGGUACAGGUAAAGGGACCCCUGACCAUUAGGUCCACUCGUGGCUGACUCUGGGGUUGUGGUGCUCAUCUCGCUUUAUUGGUCGAGGGAGCCGGCGUACAGCUUCUGGGUCAUGUGGCCAGCAUGACUAAACCACUUCUGGCGAACCAGAGCAGCGCACAGAAACGCCGUUUACCUUCCCGCCGGAGCGGUACCUAUUUAUCUACUUGCACUUUGACGUGCUUUCGAACUGCUAGGUUGGCAGGAGCAGGGACUGAGCAACGGGAGCUCACCCCGUCACGGGGAAUCGAACCGCCGACCUUCUGAUCAGCAAGCCCUAGGUUCUGUGGUUUAGACCACAGCACCACCCGCGUCCCUUACUAAGUCAUAUGGAUACCAUCUAAGUUGUGUAAAGCAAAUAUAAAAUGCAAGGAAAAUACAGAAACAGGGAACAUCAUCAUAAAGAGCAGGUCAAACACAUAGCAUUCAUUCAAACAAAAGGGCCUUUUGGCGCAAGAAAAUCUUCUCAAUGGAGAUGGGGCCAAGUUUUCCCGGCAGAAAGCUCCUUGAUACAGGAUUUCAUUCUGAAAAACGCUGCACAGCUUUCAUGUGAGCCCUGAGAGCCGAACUCCCUGUGAUGUUAAGUGCAUCUUUGCAUCUAGCAAGCAGAAGAACUGAGCUGCAGAUUGCAAAAAAACAGCUGUGGGAGGAGGAUCAGGGAUCAAGGUAGAGCAGGUGUGGAGAAAGGGGGUGGGUUUAACCCUCGCCUCUCCUGCUGUGGUGUGAGGAAACUCCCACUGCAGACGCCAGCACUUUGGUUGAGAGGAAAUCCUUCAUGGGUGCUAGUGAGAGAUUCCCUUCUAAAGCUUCACUUCAGCUUACUGAGGGAUUUUUCUCAGCAGGUCAGGGUGUGCAUGCAAUAAACUUCCCCACUUCACUCCUGUUCUGCUCUCAUCAUUUUCAGCCCCCUCCAGAUGAUGAUUAUAAAAUAUACAGUACUUCUAUAAGUAUAGUUAUCGCAAUUAAUAAUAACUUAUUAUUUUGUUUUUCUGGAUUUUUAAUAUUUAUAUUUUUAUUAAAGUGCUUUCAAGUAAAGUAAAGAAAUAAAGUGAUACAGGGUGGAAAAAGAAGGAAAAGUGAGAGGGAGAAAAACAACAACAAAGGUACAUGUAAAAGGGGGGAAGCAAAAAAAAGAGGCAAUAUACGAGAAUCCCUUACAUUUUUGUAUAAAUUGGCAUAGUAUUAUUGUCCUAGUGCUUAUGUAAACGUUAAUAGCCAACCAGAUUUUGUGUAAACUCAUUCAUCCCAAAUGUUAUCGUAUUUAUCCAUACAGAUUCUGCACCUGUAAGCAGUCCAUUCAUAAAUGACAAGGGAUGUCAUAUAUCAUCAGUCCAUUGAUAUCAUACCUUUAUUUUUCCAAUUCCUCAAUAUCAAUCUCCUGGGCACCAUUAACCCACGUGAAAUUCAUUAAUAAUAACUUUACAUGUUUGGGGUCUUUUUUCUUAGGACAGCAAAAAAAGGCAAAAUUGGAGGGGGUGCAUUUUAUGCAAGGCGUUCUCCUUCUGCCCCUCCCCCUUUUCUGUUGCGCAAUGGGGUGGUGCAAACUUAUGCGCACUUAGCCAAUGCUCACUGGGCCAGGAACGUAACCCCUGCACAAAUCUGCCAUUGCCUGUAUUAUGAGCAGUAGUAAUGGCCACAUCUUUAGGGUCGCUACCUGCUUUUUGAGUUUUAUUUUGUUGGCCUGUUGUAGCUGUUGUUUUGAGCUAGGCUCCUCCACCACUAUGUGGAGCAAGUACUGAAUAUUUUUUCUCAGCUGGUAGAGAGAGAAUUCGUGUUGGCUUACACUCCAGGGUGGGGGAGCCUGUUGUUAUGGAUCGUGCCCCCUCGGGUGCAGUUCUGUAGAAGGGUGUUUGUGGUGUUGCAGGGAAAAGUAGCAAGGGAAGAUGGAUGCCCAGGAAAGUGUGGAAGGGUCAAGCAGCCCCUCCCAGCUGCUGCUUUCCUAAGGCAAACUACACCCCCUCUUCCUGCUUCCCAGCAGAUUUCCAACACCAGCUUUCCAGCACCAGAUUUCUAGCUGGGCAUUUCACUAUUAACUUACGCCAGUGAAGCCAGUGUGGUGUAGUGGUUAGGAGCAAUGGGCUCGUAAUCUGAUGAACCGGGUUCGCUUCCCUGCUCUUCCACAUGCAACUGCUGGGUGACCUUGGGCUAGUCACAAUUCUCUGAAGUCUCUCAGCCCCACUCACUUCACAGAGUGUUUGUUGUGGGGGAGGAAGGGAAAGGAGAUUGUUGAGACUCCUUAAAAGUAAAGGUAAAGGUAAAGGGACCCCUGACCAUUAGGUCCAGGUUUGACCGACUCUGGGGUUGCGGCGCUCAUCUCGCUUUAUUGGCCGAGGGAGCCGGUGUACAGCUUCCGGGUCAUGUGGCCAGCAUGACUAAGCUGCUUCUGGCGAACCUGAGCAGCGCACGGAAACGCCGUUUACCUUCCCGCCGGAGUGGUACCUAUUUAUCUACUUGCACUUUGACGUGCUUUUGAACUGCUAGGUUGGCAGGAGCAGGGACCGAGCAACGGGAGCUCACCCCGUUGCAGGGAUUCGAACCGCCGACCUUCUGAUCAGCAAGUCCUAGGCUCUGUGGUUUAAUCCACAGCGCCACCCAUGUCCCUUUUUUGAGACUCCUUAGGGUAGUGAUAAAGCGGGAUAUCCAAUCCAAACUCUUUUUCUUCUUCUACGCCACCUCUGUAAAUCAGCAGGGUGAAAGGAGAACGGCUAGCAAAUAAUAUGGUAUCUCCAUUUCUCCCUAACGUCUUCUCUCUUUUUCUUCUUCCUCCUCUUCCAGCGGUGGUGGUCUUUGCUUUCAUCCUUUGCUGGUUGCCUUUCCACCUCGGACGUUACCUGUUUUCCAAAUCCUUUGAGGACGGAUCCUUGGAAAUAGCCGUCAUCAGCCAAUAUUGCAACUUGGUGUCUUUUGUCCUUUUCUACCUAAGUGCCGCCAUCAACCCAAUCCUGUACAACAUCAUGUCCAAGAAAUACCGGAAGGCGGCUUACAGGCUCUUCGGCAUCAAGACACACAGGAAGAAAAGGCUGUCGGGGCUGAAGGAGGGAGGGUCUCGAGUGUGGGCAGAGUCCAGUGUCAGACAAACAUGA